Molecule: messenger RNA, 2241 nt
Organism: Scylla paramamosain (green mud crab)
Lineage: Eukaryota; Metazoa; Arthropoda; Malacostraca; Decapoda; Portunidae
Product: MFS-type transporter SLC18B1-like
Exons: 15
Coding region: 142-2022 (626 amino acids)
Biological process (GO): transmembrane transport
Molecular function (GO): transmembrane transporter activity
Source: RefSeq, a predicted model, not a curated record
AAACCAUUCUUGUUACUCUAGAUUCACUGUCGUUAUCAUCAGGCAUCAGUCACCACCAGUGUGUUCCUGUGGCCAGUGGUGGGAGGUACGGCGCCUUGUCUCUCUGUGUUGUGAAGGCCCGCUGCUCUGUACUGGCAUACGAUGGCUGGCGCGUCACCCCGGCACCCUGGCCUGCCUGACAAUACAGCAGAGGAGCAUCCCCCAGAGACCUUCCGCGAUCUGGAGGGCCGCCACCGCCCAGCAGCAAGUUUCAGCGCGCCCUUGACAAUAGAAGGAGUGGGUAGUCUGCCGGAAAGGUUUUCAUGGCAAGCGUUCCAGCCGCAAUCUCACGGCUAUGGCGUCACGCACUGCGCUCCGCCCCUCGCCAGGAUCAGCGGCAGUUUGGGCAAUACCUCCCUGACGGUUGAGGCGAUGGAGCGCGUACGGCCAUACCUUUGCUCCCCGAUGACCCGAAGCUACCACCCGCCGCCAUGCUUCCCCAGCCCCCACGCCCAGAUCGGCUUCCACCCGCCGCACACCCACACCAUGUCGAGAUCCCGAGAAUUUGACACAUUCCUUUGCAGCUCCCACCAGCCCAUGGCCUGCUGCAGCCAGCCGCGCGCCAUCCCAUUGUGCCGAGGUGCCGCACAGGGCCAAGGGGAGAACGACGAGACCACUCCUCUCCUGACCAGUAAAAACAGACAAGAGCAUGGGUACAAGAGUGUGGGAGGAGCAAAGGAGGAGAGCAGCGGCGCGCGGAUGAGGUCGAGGCGGCGUCCAAGCUUCCGUCGCUUCACCAGAAAACAGUUGCUGACGCUGUGCUCAAUGCUGGCGGUGGUCAUCACUUCCUUCGCAUCCCUCUCCGUCAUGGCGCCCUUCCUUCCUCGUCAGAUGGCGAGGAUGGAACUCAGCAAGACAGUCUGCGGAAUGAUCUUCAGUAUCUACCCUUGCAUGAUGGUCCUCGCCUCGCCGGUCAUAGGAAAGCUCAUGCCUCUCUUCGAGUCCAGAGUUGUCUAUCUUUUGGGCAUCACGCUCGCCGGCGUCGCCAAUAUGCUCUUUGGCCUGGUGGGUUUCAUAGAUGGCGUCAGCGUGUUCCUAGCGGUGAGCAUCGUGUUACGUGUGUUAGCGGCUCUCGGCACUUCUUGCUUCCUCACCAUCAUCUACGCCCUCGUGCCUAUCGUCUUCCCAGAUGACGUGAACGUGGUGACGGGCAUGCUGGAGACUGUGAUAGGCAUGGGAAUGUGUUUGGGACCGGCGCUGGGCAUGUGGUUGUACUCGAUGGGCGGGUUUCCAAUGCCCUUCUUCGGACUGGGCGCCAUCAUUCUGCUCACCAUGAUCAUCAAUUGCUUCACCUUCCCUGACGAUGAGUUGCUCAUCGUCUCCAAUCACGGCACCGGAGGAGUGUUGUCUGUGGUCUCCCACCCGCGCGUCGGUCUCUCCUUGUUCAUCCUCUGUGUGACUGGAGCUUGCCUCUCCACACUCUUCCCGACACUGCAGCCACACAUGCACAAACUGGGUGUGUCCACAAGAGGGGUGUGCAUGAUCUAUCUGGUGCUAUCUGCCAUGUACGCCGUGUCUGCGCCGUUGGUUGGGCUUGCCAUUGACCGUUACGGCGGCAUGGACACGUUCAUGCUGCUGGGGCUGCUGCUCACUGCUCUCUCCUUAAUCCUCAUCGGUAACUCACCGCUCCUGCCGCCACCGCCAUCCCACCAAGAGUUGUACGUGCAGGAUAUCAUCGGGAUGGUGGUGUUUGGUGUGUCCUCCGCCAUGUGCAUCGUGCCCACCUUCAGCUCCAUCAUUAAAGCUGCUGCCAGCACCGGGGAGGUUGACAUGGGCACCUACAGCAUCAUCGGUGGCAUCUGGUCCUCUGCCUACUCCCUCGGGGAGGUGCUGGGUCCUCUGGGCGCCGGUCUGCUUGCUGAACACACCACGUUUGCCUCCACCACCACUGUCAUCGCCCUCAUACCCGUGGCCCUCGCGGUGAUGUUUGGAACUUACUUGUGUGCGAGUCGUGGCAGCACUGUCUCCACCUCCUCUCCGUGAUGCCUUUAAUCCCCAAGCCCGUGUCGUGUUGUGUACUCGUGCCACACUCAUCUUCUUCUUUCCUAAGGUAUUGUGUAAGAUGCUCCUAUGGCGGAAGAUCUGGAGAUGUUUUGGGGGGUUUGGGGAGUUUUGAAGUGCAUUGUGGAGUACUAUUUACAAGGACUUGUGUUUGUGUUAGAGUUAAAUUGUUGUGUUUAAGGUAAUAAAAUUUGUCCAUUA